GUUUUGGUGGCUACAGACGUAACUGUCGAAUAGCGUAAAACCCCUGAAAGGAAGAUGGAUAUAAUUUGUUCACCAACUAUCAAACACAAAAUCACAAUUUAUAAGAUAGGUCACUGACGGGCCAUGUCAUUAUGUUAUUGUAAUACUUUGCAAGUUUUCGAUCAGCAAGUCUCAUUUCCUCUUGAGAGGUCUGAUGGGCACACAUAACAUACUGCUCAGAUACAUUUCAUCUUCUGUCGAUGUAGCUGUAUCCAGUUGGAAAUGUGAACGUCGUGAAAAUGUGAAAAAUGUUGCAAAAGUUCUUGUUUAAACACAAAGUAUUUGUGUUCUUCACAGGGAGAUUUCAUCAGUCCAAAAAGAAUGGUGGUGCCCAACCUUUUCUCCCCUGAGGGCUGAAAUGGACAUGAUAUAAAAUCUCAUGGGCCAGAACAUGGUGGAGGUUUUCUCCGGGUAUCAUCUUACAGAAGACUAACUUCAUAACUAAUACUGAACAAGCUGAUUCCAGCAAGGACAUAUCGCCAGCCAUGCUGCCAAAAAUAUCAUUGACACAUUAUAGGCAUUUUCAAGGAUUCGUGAGUGUGCUGUAUUGGAAAACUUCAUGCAGGACAGAGAAAUUUUGGGGCCGACACUCACUGUUCUUUAAAAAUUGCAUUAUAAAGAGACAUUUUGCUGCAGAGUCAGCAGCAGAAAAUAAUGUCAAUUUCAAAAGUAAUUCGCCGUUUUCAGUUCAAAUUCCACAGAACUCUUCAUAUGUGCUAGAUAGUGAACUAGCUGACCAGAUUGUCACAGCUCUACGUAAAAACCAGGCAGACCCAAAUGUUCCUGUGCUAGAAUCUAAUCCAGGAAUUGGUCUGGUCACUCGUAAAUUAGUGCAAGCAGGAGUUAAGCGUGUUCUUGCUGUUGAAGCUAUUGAAGAGUUUCUUCCUUCUAUGCUGAAGCUGCAAGGAGAGCUAGAUCAUAAAGUACUUACCGUGUUUCACUGGGAUUAUACUUUGGUCUGGUUACGUGUUGUAGAGGCCAACUCCAUAUACCAGCAACAUGAAGACGCUGUGAUUGCUUAUAUUCCUCCCAAAAAAAGUAGUGAUGGUCCUCCGUUAACUGUGUUCACAGUUUUACCUGAAAAUAAGGAGGCGAUGUUCCUGCUUUAUCUUAUUAUGUCCUUCUCAGGACAAAGCGGAUUUUUUACCUUAGGUCAUCCGGAAUGGUUCUUAGUUAUCUCUCCUACUUUGUACAGGAAACUCCUACUGUGCAAAAUGGAGAAAGAUCGCCCUUUAGCUCAUUAUUCACCUUUUGCAAUGUGUUUGGAAGUGCUUUUUGACAUUCAUCUUUGUUCUGAGUUGCCUGGUUGGAAAUUUACACCAAACUUUAAAACGAAGAAAUUCAAAGAUGAAAAUUUGGUAGCAGGUGUAUCCUCUGACAUGAGAUACCUCAUACGGCUGACUCCACACAGCAACGUAUACGAUAUUAUUGCGCUAUCUGAGGUGGAAACUUUUCUCAAUUUCUUACGGCAGAUGAUGUCCAAGAGGACGCAACGCUUGAUAAUCAGAAUGGAAGAGCUUGUGCCAAACUGUGGAAUUCGCCUCAUUGCAGCAGGUCACACAAUGAUCGAACAGACAGGAGAUCUGAGUCCUUAUAAUUUUCUGCAGAUUUUCAAGGAAAUGAAGACUUGGCCAGAAUAUGAUGGAUCUCCAAUGAAGCACCACUUGUUCGACAGUGCUGGCCACCUAUUUGAUGAUGACCCAGAUCUAAAAUCUUAGAUGUGAUUCACAGCUGUGCCAUGACUGCAUAUGAGCUUGGUUAUUUGGACUCAAAGUAAACUGCUGUAAAUAUUAAAUAUUUAAGUAAAUGCAGUGAUUAGGUAAGAUUAUCAUAAGUUUUGUCUUAAAACUGAAAGCUUGGAUAAACAAGGCACAUAUUAGGUGGUGCAGCUUGGCAUCUAGGCUCAAUGACCCCCAUUCUUGAAAUAUCUGUAUUGCACCAUGGUUUACUGUUUGAUCGUAAUUUAAAAACAGAACUGACCAUACCACUGAAAAUGGCUUUCAAUUUUCAGUCAGUAGCAGGAAACUAGAAGAGGGAGAUAACUAUUAUCUCACCAAAAUGAUUUUUGUUUCUUGAACUAUUAAUGUCUGCCUUGUGGUUUCACACAAAGACUUUGGCAGAACUGUCCAUUACUAAGUCUAAUGCGUUAAAAAAAGAAAUGCAUUCCUUUUCACAAAAACGGAUGUCAUUUGGAAAUUUCCUGUGUGAAUGCAUGCUUAAUUUGUUUUGUUAGAAGUGUGGGAAACAUGUACAAACCCUUGUUAUAAACUGAGUUAAGUCAAAAACAACUGAGAAUUAGAGACUGAAGAUGUACGCAAACUAGAUGAAAAGUAUACAUAAUAGUACUCAAUAUGGAUAUGAUUAUAAGACCUAGGUGUUUGUGUGUGAUCAUGCACAUAUACAUUUUGCCAUAAAAAGUGGUUUGACUCGUUAGAAGCAUGCAGUUCACAGCGCAUACAUACCCACAAGCAAGGCUCAUUCGUAAUGGAUUUUCCCCAUUUGAAUCGUUGGCCCUCCCCAACUCCUCCUCAAAAGAAGUCAAUGAAAAAUCCCAGUAACGAAUUUGGUCAUCUUUGUACUGUCAAGAUCAGAAGAAUCCAAACGUGUGAUAAGAGUGCUCACACCAUAGCUGCACAUAAAGAUAGUGUGAUUUAAAUGGUCAUCUACUGCGGCAGGUCAUAAUCCUAUUACUCCACAAUAAAUAUGUUGUACUGUUAGGUAAGUUUUUCACAUUUGCCAAACUUGUAGGUCACGUUUUUCAUAGCAACAUAAGCACACCAUGUGAUAAAAUGCUUGUAAUUGAACACAAAUGAAGGGUGGAUCUGAAGGUAUUUGACAGCAUGAUUUACAGUGCGCAUAGUGACUGUGAAAAUAGAACCAUACAAUAUAUUUGUGACGGGUAUAAAAACAAUGGGAUCCCUUGAGUACUCAUCCAUAAUGGUAUUCCAGCAAGACUGAAUGGCACAUGCAAUAUGGCAGAUUGAUAGAAUGGGAUUUAUAUAUCCAUGAAAGGCACGGCCAUAACUUGCUGGAAUAUUCUAAGACAACUAAAAUUUGAGAAAUUGUAUUGCCCAAAGGCAACAGCAAAACGAUAUCGGUAAUAUGUGCGGUUGAGAGCUUAAAAGAAGUCUCCGAAAUUAAAAGAGACUCUAAUAAGAGAGAGGACUACGUGAUACGAAAGGAUUUAUUUUCACUUCUGCAGAUUGACCGGUGGUUGUAAAAGCUGUCAGGUGUGAUGUAACAAAUAAAGUACUUGCUAAUGUG
This is a messenger RNA of Pomacea canaliculata, 3303 nucleotides long. RefSeq lists its product as uncharacterized. The coding region runs from base 525 to 1757 and encodes 410 amino acids. Gene Ontology annotation, cellular component: mitochondrial matrix. Gene Ontology annotation, biological process: rRNA methylation; transcription initiation at mitochondrial promoter. The record is from RefSeq and is a predicted model, not a curated record. Lineage: Eukaryota; Metazoa; Mollusca; Gastropoda; Architaenioglossa; Ampullariidae. Gene Ontology annotation, molecular function: mitochondrial transcription factor activity; rRNA (adenine-N6,N6-)-dimethyltransferase activity. The transcript is spliced from 12 exons.